Phasianus colchicus (ring-necked pheasant) is the source of this 8756-nucleotide messenger RNA. RefSeq names its product TSC complex subunit 1 (gene TSC1). Lineage: Eukaryota; Metazoa; Chordata; Aves; Galliformes; Phasianidae. Gene Ontology annotation, cellular component: TSC1-TSC2 complex. The record is from RefSeq and is a predicted model, not a curated record. Gene Ontology annotation, biological process: negative regulation of cell population proliferation; negative regulation of TOR signaling; regulation of cell cycle.
GCGGCGCGCCUUCCUUUGCCUUCCUCCGCCUUCCUCCGCACCCCCCGGGGCCGCUCGCUGAGUACCGCCGUGGUUCCACUCCCAGCGGCGGUGUGCGGCUGCCCCCGGCCCUGAGGGGCUGCCUGGGUGGGGGCGGCGCCUCCGCGGCUCCCCUCGUUCGGGGCGUUGUUUGUCGGAGCACAAAAACGUCCGGCUUCCCGUUGUCAGGUUGAACUUGGGAAGCUGCAGCUCCGCAGUUUUCACUUUGCGAAGGCGCUCCGUCAUUGUGCUGUCUGUUCAGUCAGUGCUCCUCUUUCUCUCUCUUUUUUUCCCUAACGAGCCGUUUACAAGGCGGUAAGUGAGAGAAAGAUGUGCCUCAGGGCAGUGAGUGAUUCAAACCCCUUAGAAAUGACCCGGCGUGGGGAUCGGGCCGUGUGUGCAGAGCUGUUUCUAGAAGUGCAGGAGCUUUUUGUUCUUCGGUCCCAUCCCGGCCUUUCCUCUGCGGCGAGCUGUUAGAAACCAUCGCUUGGAGCUGUGCUGAAGUGAUGCCAUCAGGUGGGGAAGGUCCUCAGUGCCCUGUGUGAGCCACAGGGAACUGGUAACUGAGGGACUGGAACUGCCUGAGCAUGCAGCAGUCAUUGUGAGCACUGGGAACGUGGCUGUCUGAAGUUUGCUAAGCAGCAGCAAGGUGCCAGAUCUGCUUAUCAGAAUGAGCUACGUUUAAGCUUGAAACCGAGGUUUUUAUGUCCUUUACUCAAACAGCAACAGAAAACAUCUCUUUUUGUUCCGUUUUUUAGUUAAUAGCCUCAUCAGCCUUUGGCUAUGUUGUAUUUACAUGGAGUGACGUGGAUUACUCAGAUGAAAAUGUAGUCAGAGCGUCUGGUGUGUCAUGAGAUAAGCUUUAAUUAAAUGCCUUUAUCUUUGUUUUUCAAUCUCAGCUACCUGACUCUGUUACUUGAGAAGUUACUUUACGGUGACUAACAGAAAACAGUGCUGCUGAAGGGUUCUCACAUGAGAUGUGCUGUCCCGUGGAAGAUGUUCUGAACAAACCAGUGAAUGUUGUCUUGGCUCCAUACAGAGCUGUAGUGAUCCCUGAUAUUCUGUUGGCUGUCAGAUACCUUCUCCUUAGGUCUGAAAUGACUUGGUGUUGUGGUCAGCACAGUCCUCAGUUCUGUAAGAGCCAAAUAACCUGCAACACAGAUGUGUCUCUGGAAAAGGUAUUUUCCAUGAUAAGCAAGUCAAAUAAAUGGUCAAUGAACUUUUUAGUGGCAGAAGUGAGGGAGAGGUACCAGAUUUUAUGGUAUGUUGUAGUCAGAUAAGUGGCUUUUUGGAGAGACUGUUAGAGCUUGGUCUGAUGUGUAGCUGCAGUGUUUUCACAUAAUUUUAAAAAAUGUGAUGAAGACAAGCAAUACUACUUUGUUAUCAUAAGCACCUCUUUGGGUAUCACAUUAAAACACGGAGCAGAAUUUUGGAAUCAGUGUAUCCCCAUUUCACUUUCCUGGGUAUUAUUCAUUGUUUUUAACUGAGAAGUUUAACAGCAUUUGGUAACGGUUCUGUGCAGUGCCUGCUUUAAUUUUGGGGUGAUUAAGAUGACAGUGCAGCACUUAGUUUGCAGUGGUUUCAAGGUUUAUUGGAUUGCAGUGUAACCCCUGGGAUAUGCUUAAGCAUUCUCUUAAGGGCAGACAAACCUGCAGCAGUGGUUCAGGAGUCUCACUUGUGUUGCUCUGAGAACCAGAGCUCUCUGUGCAUAGUUCUAGAAAGAUUCUGUAUCUAAACUUAUUUUCCUCAUGUGCUGUUGAUUAAAUUGGCGUAGAGAAGCAGUGCUUGUUUAUAUUUGUUUGUUGUUAGUAUAUAUGGUUAUAUGUAAGGAGCUGAAAUCACUCCUUGUCAGGUUGGUAACUGGCUUGUUAGCAUGGCUGCUGCCAAAGGAUUGUGUGUCAUCUCUGCUGUGUUUGGGCUUUUUUUUUUUUUUUUCAGUAUGAAUUGAUUUUAAACAAUUUUCUCUCUGUCAGAAGUUUGAUGGGUAGCAAUUAGUGUAAUAUAUUGGCACAGCACAGUUUCAAAAGAAUCUUUAAAGAUGCUGAAUGUGAUUCUUUCUUUAUUUGGAGGUGCCGGUUUUCUUGGAUCUCCCUGCUUCGUUUAAGCACCUGUAACGAAGUACAUGAAUGUGAAUGUAAUAUUGAAUUACACCUUAUAAAAUAAUUACUGAGUUUAAGAGCGGGAUCUCGUAUUAGAUCUUAAAAUAACCAGAAAAAAUGUAGACUAUUAGGAGAAGCCAGACACCUGCAUUCUUAUAAAUGAAUAAUAUUUACUGUUUUGCCUGUUGUAGUGAUCAAUUCAAACUGAUGUUCAACGUGUUCAGGGUUAAUAUUUUCAGGGGGCAAAAAAGGACACUAUGAGUUGCUUACUGCCCUGUUGCUUUUUAUUCCUACUCUGUUUUCAUUCACUUUUUUUUUUUUUUUUUUGCAGGCACUGUGACUUCUGUAGAGUAGUGCUUAGUUUGCUUGUGAAGAUAUUCUAAAAUCAGGUAUUUCUAGGAAACCAAAGCCAGGAUUGUGGUGUUUCACAUUGGAGGGAGUGAGGCGUGUCCUGUUUGACCAUAGAACAUCUGAAAGUUUGGAACUGAUCAUGAAAGGUGUGUGGUUGACAGCAUUGCAGACAGAAGCUCAAGGCAUCCACAGAACAGUCUGGUAGAGGCACAAAUGAGGAACUUCUUGACAUUUUAACCUCCACAUUCAUGUUAGUACGUGCAUCAUGGCUCAGCAAGGGAAUGUUGGUGAGCUCCUCUCAAUGCUGGAUUCUCCAAUUCUGGGUGUUCUGGAAGACAUAACAGCUGCAUUCAAAGAUAAUCUCAUCUGUGACCGUGGACCUAUGCUUGUGAACAGCCUGGUAGACUAUUACUUGGAAACCAAUUCUCAGCAGGCACUGCAUAUACUGUCCACAUUGCAGGAGCCUCAUGACAAGCACCUUCUGGACAAAAUUAAUGAAUAUAUGGGCAAAGCUGCUACUCGUUUACCCACUCUCUCGCUGCUGGGACAUGUGAUAAGACGACAACCAUCAUGGAAACAUAAGCUUUCUCAAGCACCUCUCCUACUCUCAUUGCUUAAAUGUCUCAAGACUGACACAGAUGUAGUAGUACUCACCACAGGUGUCCUAGUGCUAAUAACCAUGUUGCCAAUGAUUCCUCAGUCUGGCAAACAGUACCUCCAUGAUUUCUUUGGUAUCUUUGGGCGUCUCUCAGCCUGGUGCUUGCAGAAUCCAGGUCACGUGGCAGAGAUUUAUCUUGUCCAUCUUCAUGCCAGUGUUUAUGCUCUCUUUCAUCGGCUUUAUGGAAUGUAUCCUUGCAAUUUUGUCUCCUUUCUGCGUUCUCACUACAGUAUGAAGGAAAACUUGGAGACCUUUGAAGAGGUAGUCAAGCCAAUGAUGGAACAUGUGCGAAUUCAUCCAGAAUUAGUGACUGGAUCUAAGGACCAUGAACUGGACCCACGAAGGUGGAAAAGACUAGAAACUCAUGAUGUUGUGAUAGAAUGUGCCAAAAUCUCCCUGGACCCUGCAGAAGCCUCAUAUGAAGAUGGCUAUUACUCUGCGUCUCGGAAAUCCUGUACAAACUUAAAACAUCAUCAAACUGACCCCAGUGCCAGCCAUUACAUUGACACACAGAGCAGCUAUGGGACAUCUACCCCAUAUUCCACUCCUCGGCUAACACUAUCACAACUGCCAGGGCAGCUACCUCAGAUUCUGAGCCCGCAGUCAAUAAAGCUGUCAACUGAGCCACAGCAGGUUACCAUCUGGAGUCCUUCUGCAGUUUGUGGCAUGACCACUCCACCAACUUCCCCUGGAAUUGUCCCAUCAGAGUCAUCCCAGUCAGCAUCACAACCUUACAGCAAAGCUUUUGGCACAUCUGCAGUGGGGAAGGGAACACCUUUGGGGACACCAGCCACAUCUCCUCCACCCUGCACUUCAGAUGACUUUGUGCAUGUCUCACUUCCUUCAGCUGCUGCCACACCUCCUAAAAAGGAGGACAAACCAGAUUCUGGGAGGCCUUCACUGUACCGACAGCAAAAUGUCAUAAGCAGCGAUAAAUCUUUGGACACAUCUGGUAGUAAAAGUUCAGUAACCUUAAGUGAUCUUCCAGAGUUUUUAGGAGGUUUGUCUUUUGAAGAUAGUGCUGAAAAGGACAGAGAAGAAGAUGCAAUAUCUAAGGAGAUCUCCGAGAUCACAACUGAUGCUGAACACAUGGUGCCUAGAGGAGGAUUUGACUCUCCAUUUUACCACACAAAUGAAAAUCUGUCAGGUUCUCAGAAGAAGACCCACUCAGUAGUCUCUAGUGUUCAGGGACACAGUCUGACCUCUGAGCCUUUAAUAUCUUCUCUGGACAAGCCUGGGCCUGAGAGUGUGCUGGAGACACCCAAACAAACAUUUACUCCCAUAGACAAGCCCUGCGGAGGCUCUGGUGAAAGCCCUGCUGGUAACAGGGAAGGAACCUCUGGGGAGACAAGUAUUCUCACUCCCAGCCCUUGCAAAGCAUCAGCACAAGGAAGAGCAGUGUUUGGGAGUGGACAGCCUCCCCUAUAUGAGCACCUUUUUGAGGUUGCAUUACCAAAGACUGCCUACCUCUUUGUUGGCAAGAAGACUGAGGAGCUGCUAAAGAAAGCCAAGGGAACCCAGGAUAAAGACUGUAUGUCCUCUACUUCUCCUGUGGAAGUACUGGAUAGACUGAUACAGCAAGGGGCAGAUGCACACACUAAGGAACUGAACAAAUUGUCUCUGCCAAGCAAAUCUGCUGACUGGACUCACUUUGGAGGUUCUCCCCCUUCAGAUGAGAUUCACACCCUGCGUAACCAAUUGCUAUUGCUGCACAACCAGUUGCUGUACGAACGCUUCAAAAGACAGCAGCAUGCCCUUCGCAACCGGCGGCUCUUGAGAAAAGUGAUUAAAGCCACAGCAUUGGAGGAGCACAACGCUGCCAUGAAAGAUCAGCUGAAAUUACAGGAAAAAGAAAUCCAGGCCUUGAAACUGAGUCUGCAGAAGGAACAGGCCAGGUACCAUCAGUUUCAGGAGGAGCAUGAAAGUAUAGUGGCUCAGCUUCACAGCCAGAUCAGACAGCUGCAACAUGAUCGUGAGGAAUUCUACAACCAGAGCCAGGAAUUGCAGACCAAGCUGGAAGACUGCAGGAAUAUGAUUGCAGAUCUGAGGUUAGAAUUGAAAAAGGCUAACAACAAAGUCUGUCACACAGAACUGCUGCUUAGCCAAGUUUCUCAAAAGCUUUCGAACAGUGAGUCAGUGCAACAGCAGAUGGAGUUCUUGAACAGACAACUUCUGGUUCUUGGAGAGGUCAAUGAGUUGUACCUGGAGCAGCUGCAGCACAAGCACACAGACACUACAAAGGAGGUUGAAAUGUUGCAUGCUGCUUUUCGAAAGGAACUGGAGAAAGCAAAACUGUGUGUUCAGCAGCAAAGCCAAAGGCUCGAUGCUUCUCAGAAACGGAUAGCUGAACUGGAAUCUCAGCUUUCUAAAAAGGACCACCUCUUCUUGGAGCAAAAGAAAUACCUGGAGGAUGUCAAAAUCAAAGCAAGAGGUCAGUUGCAAGCAGUAGAAAGUAGAUACAGGGCCCAGAAAAGAAUCACCCAGGCGUUUGAGCUGGAGAUCUUGAACCUGUUUGGCCGACUGGAGAACAGCCCACUGAAAAAACUUGAAGAUGAAAAAACAGAAGCAGCUGAAGCAGCAGAAGAAAGGCUGGAUUGUGGUAACGAAGGUUGUGCAGAUACUGUGGCAGGAUACAGUGAAGAAACCAUUGAUAGAAAUGGAGAAACCAAACCUCCCAGCACUCGAGGUAGCAGUAGCAGUAAAGGUGGCAGCAACAGUGAGCUCUCCACCCCAGAAAAAAAACAGAACCAGAGAUUCAGCAGUCGCUGGGAGACCUCCAUGUUGCGGGAGCCCUCCACUACUGUCCCACUGACUGUAGGUUCACUCCCCAGCUCCAAGAGCUUCCUUGGUAUGAAGUCACGAGAGUUGUUUCGCAACAAGAGUGAGAGCCAAUGUGAUGAGCAUGGUGUAACCAUCAACAGCCUUUCUGAUACUCUAAAGACUGAACUAUGUAAAGAUCCAAGCAUGGAGACGAAGGCUCCUCCAAGCCCCGAUAACCUUAGCCUCUCACCUAAGAUCCAGGAAAGCAGUGUUGGACAGCUUCAUAUCAUGGACUACAAUGAAACUCAUCAUGACCACAGUUAAAAAGGAAGAUAGUCAAUCAGUGUUAUUUUCAUAUUCUUGGCAUAGAACAGGAGGCGUGAAUGCAAGUUUAACUAAAAGCUUUUAUGUUUCUUUGGUCUGAGCAGCUAGCUCAUGCAGUGGAAUAGGAUUGAUGUCCAGUAACAGAAGAAGGCUGCUGAAUGAAUGCAAGGUGGAUUUUUGGGUCUGCAGUUGAAAUGCCCAGCCUAACUCUUGCUUCUUUUUCAAAUUCAGUCCUUAGCAGCGUGUACUAAUUUGAAGGGACAACUGUUAGCAUUUACAGAUAUUUUUUUCCCUUUCUCCCUGUCCGCAGUGAGUGGCUGCGUUUAUGAACUUGAGUGCAAUAUGAGGCCAAAUUAACGUUUGUGAGUCUACUAUGAAUGCUUUGUAUUUCCUUGCAAGCUUCCAAUUUAGAGCAGUUAAUUGUGCUGCCUGUCUGGGUGAUUCUGAUUGUUUUCAUCACGGAAAGGAGCAACACUAGAAUUUCUGGUGUGUUCAUCUAAGGGUCUCUAUUUUGCCUGUCUGCUGCCCCACCUUUCUCAGAGCCCAAUCUUUAAGUUGGACUCCAGCUGAGUACUUAAAUGUUUAAGGAAUGGUGUACCUCUGCAAAAUGAUUCAUUCACCCUAAUUCAUAAUCACUGUUUAUAUUGUCCUUAACAUUUCUUGGAAAGUUUCUUUUGAACAGACACUUAACAAGGAACUGGAGCUUGUAAUGCAGAGACCAUAUGUGAAGACUUGUUAAAACACUAGCUUCUGAUUGUAUUGGAAUUGUGUUUGUUUGACAGACUGGUACUGACCUCAGAUUGGUUCAUAGGGGAAAGCAAUUAGGGUGGGAGAAGAGGGGAAAAGGAAGCCUUAGUCACAUAAGGAGAGCAUGCAGAACGUGUAUGUAGAAUGAAGAUUUGCAGCUCACAAAGAGCAUUUCUUUCUCUAAUCAGGGAAAUACUUGUCCUGCCUGGACUCCUUCAUGGUUUUUGUUCCUGAUCUGAGCAAGAUCACUGUGUUCUGAUGUCAAGAAAUCGGCUUCUACCUGGGAGUUUGUUUUGAGGCUUGAUUUGCAGAAAACAGUUUCCUUUGAGUGCUGCUCUGUACCACCUGCAGCACGUUUUUCAGCUCAGCAAUGUCAGUUUGGCACUAGACAUAUCCCCUUCAUCCCCAUUUCCUUAGGAGAUGAGACUGAAGAAGCAGCUUGCUCGAUCAAACUGAGAAUCUGAUUGUGAAGCCUUUCUAUGUUAAUCAUGUUUAAGCCUUCAUUGAAAGAGGAUUGCAGGGUCAGGGCUUGUCAGUGGUCUGACUCAAUCUCCUUUGUGACAGAGCAGAGCCUGUGGUUAGGAAGGCAGUGUGCUUGUUUCAAACCGUAGGUGUGUCUGGGUCCAAGCAUACGUGGCCAUAUUGGGCUUCACAGGUACCCACGCUGCACAUGGCCUCUUCUCAAACAUUCUGUGGGUGGCAGCUGCUGGUCAAGAAUUGUCUCAAGUAUUAAAUGAAGGCCACAUGAAAUCAGUUCCCAUCCUAACCUGAGGAGGAGCAGGAGUCUGCUGGAAGAGCUGGCAGUCUGAUAACUUGUGUCAGACGCUGCUUUUCCUGCUGUUUUGUCCAUAACACCUUGGGUUGAAAUACAUUUCUGCCUGUCUGCGUUACUCUGUGUCCUUUUGGUUGGUCAGUCCUAACUCUGAAAGUAAAGGUGAACUUAAGUGGUUUUGUCAAAGCUUGAAUCUGCAUGGAAUAGAAAAUAGAGAGUUGGUUGUAAGUGACAGACUGGUUUUGUCGACAUGUCUAUAGGCUUUCUAAGACUUAGUGGUAGCAAACGUGGUAGCGUAUGUUUUGGUAAGGUUUGGAGGUUUCCUGCCUCUCAUCCCACCUGGUCCCGGCAUGGGGAGUGGAGCAGUUUGCACAUUGCCCAGCAGGCAGCUCUGCUCGUGGAGCUGGAGGUGUUGCAGGGCUUCCUUGGAGCACCCUGCUGUGCUGAGCCCCAGAGGAGAACCCUGCUGGUGUGGUGGCCUCGCUCGUUCAGAGGAGAGGCAGCUUUUGUUGUCGGUGACAAACAUGCCCUGGUGGUAAUGCAAGCUCAUUGAGGUGGCUUUUUUCUUCUUUUAAAAAGGACUUUAGCACCAGGAUAGUAAUAGAAACCACUUUCGGUUUGUUUAUGGACCACAACGAUUACGGAGGAACAAAUUUUGCAGUUUUUUUUUUUGUAAAAGUUUAAAAAUCAUGGAUCUGCUGUAUGUAGUUAACUUGCAGUUUGUUUGAAGGGGUCCCAUCAGUGAAGUGGAAACAGAUAUUUUUUUUUUUCUAACUGACUGCUUUUAGUUAAAUCUAAAAUUGCUGUCUUUGUCAAGUUAAUCUGUUCCCUGCCUCGCUCUUUGUAAGCAUGUUAAACAAUCCACAUUAAAUGCCAUAAAUAUGAAAUAUGAGGAAAUGGUACAAUCCUAAGCUAAAGAGAACUUAAACCAAAAGGAGGUUUUGCUGUCCUUAUUAGAAUGUUCUAAAAUGUCAAGGCAGUUGCUUGUGUUUAACUGUGAACAAAUAAAAUGUAUUGUUUUGCACUA